Messenger RNA from Amoebophrya sp. A120, 4023 nucleotides. NCBI's taxonomy places the organism in Eukaryota, Dinophyceae, Syndiniales, Amoebophryaceae. The record is from the annotation of a GenBank genome assembly.
CUUACCUCUUGAGAGUUUCUGGAACCGUAGAUAGUAUAGAUGCAUGUUUAGGUAGAUACUUACAUGCUACUUAGAUAUGAAAAGUGCAACCCCGUUGUAGACAACAUUUUUACAACCUUCGCCUCCCUCCAGAAGGACUCUGUAUAGCUGUGACUCGUCGCCUCCUCCUGUAAAACAAGAUGCAGUAGCUAAAGUUUCGCACAAAAAAGUACAGCAAGAUAAAAAUCCUUUCGUUGUCGUCCCCGAGGAGUUGUUGUUUUCGUUCUGCUCCGUUUUGCUUCUGAGCUGCGCCAGCUCUUCGUUAGUUGCUUUUCUUACUGCCUGCUGCCACUGGAACAACGAACCCGGGGCGAAGACGAUGGUCCAGUUGUGUUGACCACACGCGAGCAGGACCAUCCUUUGGCAUUCUUGCGGAGAGCAAAGUGCUGUGGCGAACGCGAAUCGAAGAUGCGCACCGCCGCGCUGGAACUACUGGACGAGUCCUCCCCAUGUAAUUCAUCAUCAUCUUCUCAGCGGAAAGGGAAAGCUGCAUGCUGAUGCUUUGCGAUUGCCUAGAAGCGAGGACGAAGUAGCGGCGGCCCUAGGAAAAUGUAGCACCAGGCAGGUUGUACUAGUUGUUCCUGACGCGCUACAAUCUUCUCCGACAUCAACAGUGAGAAGUAUGUACAACUAAGAAAGGCCAACGUCUUCUUGUUCGCACCCUGGACCGCAACGGCCGCUGGAGCUACCCCGUUGAUAUUGAAACUGGUGUGAAGAUUCUUGGAGCCAGUUCUUCUACAACUGCCUUCGAAGGAGUUCAUCCCGAAGUACCCGUGCGUAACGACUUCCGCAUAACAACGAACCAAAGUUAUCAACAUGGGUGCCUACUUGUCCGAGCCCAAGCGCGAUAAGGACUCUGAGAACCAAUCCGGAGAUGGGUGGGACCUCGGUGCCUCGUCCAUGCAGGGUUGGCGGGCCAACAUGGAGGACGCGCACCUGGUACUCCCGAGCUUCGGAGGCGACAGCGACACCUUCCUUGUGGGCGUGUUUGACGGCCAUGGGGGGCAGGAGGUGGCAAAAUUUGUCGCAAAACACCUCGGCGAGGAGGUGCUGGCAAACGAGUAUUAUAUAUGAUACAGUGCAGCUAAUUUCUUGUUCUAGGGAAUGCGAAUGGUAGUUUAUACCACAACAAUGUACACGAUAAUGUUAAUGCCGGCGACUGAAACAGAAACAAAGACAAACGCAUAUAAAGGAAUCUUCUGAAUUAUAGGCACUACCAGGGCGGAGAUGGGAACAUAGGGGAAGCGCUGCGAUCAAGUUUCCUGAUAUCAACUGCAAAUAUGUCUGGGUCUGGAAGAUUCCGGGAUUUGUGAUGCAUAUUUUGCAUGAUCCAUGAUGCACGUAAUGCAUGCCCUAGCAUCACAGAUUUUAUGCGAGCUUCCUGCUGCCUAUACCGCAUCAGAAAUGCCCUCUGGCUAUGACAAAAACUGGACCUCUCUUGGCGUUCAUGCAAUACAGAUUUAUUGUAGAAUCCAAAGACAGCAUGACAAGUUGCAAUCUUCCAGACCCAGACAUUUUUGCAGUCCAGGCCUGAACAUGGAUGACAAACUCUUCCGGCCGCAUUACCGAAAGGAACUGGCACGAUGGAAAAACAAAGGUAGAUGCUUUGGUAGCAGCUAGUUACUAUCAAACAAAAAAACUUUCUCGUCACGAUCACUCAUGCGCAUCUUUGCAAUACAAAACUGUUUGUCAUGCGUAAAAACAAAAAGGCAUCACAGCGGCCAAACUUCAUAAGGGAUUUCCCUAGUGUUCCUGCAAUACAAGUUGUAAAAGCUGUGAUGCUAAAGAAAUUUGCAAUGCAAAACCUGCAACCUCCCAGGUAGUGCCCAGAACAUUUUUGCGCAGAUCGUGCAGUUGGCAAGUGCGAACGAGGACGGCGGGCCCGACCCCUUCAGCGGGCUCGGAGGGCCAUAUACAUUGCAAAAGUAUUGUAGACUCGUACUGAUUGCGGAUAUACAUGACAAAUCUGCUUCCCAAGGUAAACCAGCAUGACAAACUCCAUUUUGAAUGCUGAGAAAAUUUGUAAUGCAAUUUGUACUACAGCUACUAGUACUAGCGCGAUACAUUUUUUGCAAUGCAUAGGCCAAGUUCUGCGACAAGUGCGAACGAAGACGAGGAAAAGGCAAAGGAGGAAGAAGAGGAUUUUCCACCAGAGCUGAAAGACACCGACCCAAAGGACCAAGUACAGGCCGGGUGCACCGCCGUCGUAGCGUGGCGGAGAAAAAACAAACUCAUCGUCGCAAACGCGGGGGACAGCAGGGCAGUGCUGUAUUGAGUGAAGUGUUGCUGUCGCUUUCGCUUUGUCGCAAGAAAAAUCAAACUGUUUGCGUUUCAUUGUAAAGUAAAAAAACCUUUAUUUGACAAAGAAGACCACGAGCUUGUCAUCACCAUGAUCCUGCUAGAAAUGCAAAAUCACCAAACCAUUCGGGAGACAUCGACAUAUCAAUAUCAGGUGCCGGGACGGCGUUGCAGUCGCCUUGUCAAAUGACCACAAACCAGAGUUGCCGGAAGAAACGGACCGGAUUAAGAAGGCGGCCGGGUGGAUAGAAAACGGCAGGGUGAACGGAAAUUUGAACUUGUCACGGGCAAUAGGCGACCUCACGUACUACAGGAUCAUGCACCAUUGAUUUGUCAUGCUACGACGGUCGACCCUCGUGCUAGAGCUAGCACCACUGCAACAAAAAAUAUUUCGUUCUGUUGAAGAUGCGCUCUAUUUCAUGCGGCGAAACUGCUCAACCGCGCUCGUUUUUUUACAAGUGAACAAAAAACCUUGAGGUACAAGAAAAACUCGUCCCUGACACCCGAAGAGCAGGCAAUCACCGCCAACCCGGAGCUCACAACCUGGGAAUUGCAGGACACAGACGAGUUCAUCAUAAUGGGAUGCGACGUAUGCAUUGCAAAAGCAUCGUACUAGUAUAAAUCGCAAUACAAGUUUUUUCAGAAGGAAAAAUUGAGUUUGUAAUGUUGACAAGAUUUGUCAUGCAUGAUUGCAAUUAGUACGAGUACGAUACUUUUGCACAGGAUGCGACGGAAUCUGGGAGAUUAAGAGCAACCAGGAAGUGUGCGAGUAUAGAGAAAUGAUUUGAUGAUUUUUGUUAUGCUGUAACCGCAUGAUGAGUAUUUUUUGUCAUGCUGAGACUGCAUCUACUUAAAACUAAACAGCUUCGUGAAGCAGCGGCUGCCAGACACGCUGAAGGAGAAGAAGCCACUGUCCAGCAUAUGCGAGGAGUUCAUGGAUUCAAUUCUAUCCGAAGAUAUCACCAAGACCGAGGGAAUGGGUUGUGACAACAUGACCAUGAUCAUUAUUUUGCUGAAAAAGGACUGAAAGAGACUGAGAAUCUACUCCUUAUGUAGUUUUUUUGAAGCACGACUCGCUGGAAGCGCGGGCGUGUCUUUUGUAUUGUUGUACUUAUUAGUUGUUGCUGUUGGACGAUUAAGAUGAUGUUUUUUUUUGCGAUCGAUACUGGUAUUGCUGCGGUGCUGACUCUAGCUCAGUACAUUGUGUUUCGCGCUGUCCCGGUAGAGUAAGGAGGGGCUAGUACACACAUGAAAAAUAUGGACAGCACCUACUACAACUACUGUUCAGCGACUGUAGAAGUGCUGGAAUAGGCUUGUAUAAAUGCAAACUACGUAGGUUUUCUGCAUUUUUUUGCUGAAAUGGACACGUCGACUGUGACCGAUCGUGAAACUCAAAGCUAUGUGAAUUUCAUCUGCUCCUUCCGCUAGGUCGUGAAGAAGCGCAGUCUGAGGCAAGGCAAUCAGUGUAUGACGUGCAGCCAGGAGGAGCACAAGCUUGAGCCUUAGUGCCACCACCGUAGGGGUGGACGAUAACAAGCAAGGUUUCAGUCGUGUAGAUCAGGAGCACGUCGCCUUUUAUGAAGAAAAUCAUUUUCAAAUCGCUACUAUCGGGUACUGUCUUCUGAUAAACCUUUUUCAGCUACCCCGCAGCACUACCUAGUACAAGUACAGCCUAGUACAAUCUGG